AUGGAGCGACGUUUGGGCGCGGUGGAGCUUAGUAAGUACAAUGGUAGGGACGAGGCGCCCAUUUACAUCUCCGUCAAGGGAGUCGUCUACGACUGUUCCGCCGCCGCCGAAUUUUACGGCCCUGGCGCCUCGUAUCACGUCUUUGCCGGCAAGGAGGUAUCGCGGUGUCUGGCGAAGAUGUUAAUCAGCGACGAGGAGGCGAACGCAGGUUGGUGCAACCUCACGGAGGAGCACCGCGAGGCUCUUGAUGAAUGGUCCGCGAAGUACAAUGAAAAAUAUCCGGUUGUUGGUCGCUUUCUUCCUGACGACCAGUUCGAGGAGCGAGGAGCGGCGAUGGAGCCAUGA
Trypanosoma cruzi is the source of this 345-nucleotide messenger RNA. RefSeq lists its product as uncharacterized. The record is from RefSeq and is a predicted model, not a curated record. Lineage: Eukaryota; Euglenozoa; Kinetoplastea; Trypanosomatida; Trypanosomatidae. Gene Ontology annotation, cellular component: membrane; endomembrane system. The transcript has a single exon. Bases 1 to 345 code for a protein of 114 amino acids.